CAGAAGCGGAAGUCUAGGGGUAUAUCUCGUCAUUUCCUUGAGCGAGAGAAGCGCAACGGACGUGUUUUCCUUUCGCUCAGCAUGAAGGAGGUGAAGAGUGAGCGGGAGCGGGGCAGCCGGCGAAGGCACCGGGACGAGGACAUAGUAGCGGCGGCGGCGGCGGUAGUAGUGAAGCAGGAGCGCCUCAGCCCGGAGGCCGCGCCUCCUGUCCACCGCCGCCCGGACUCCUCCGGCGGGAGCGCAUCCCCGCCGGCCGGCGAGCAGGGCCGUCCUGGUCACCGCGGAAACCGAGCCCGAGGACGUAGCCGGUCCCCAACCAAAAAGAAAAAGUCUUCAGGAAGAAGAAGCAAGUCUCCUCGGAGUAACAGAAGCCGAAGCCCUCACCACUCAACAGUCAAGGUGAAGCAGGAACGUGAGGAUCAUCCCCCACGGAGAGGACGGGAGGAUAGGCAGCACCGGGAAGCAUCAGGACAGGAACACAGGCGAGCUAGGAACAGUGACCGAGACAGGCACAGGGGCCAUUCCCACCAGAGGAGAACAUCUAACGAGAGGCCUGGGAGCGGGCAGGCUCAGGGACGGGAUCGAGACCUUCAUAAUCUGCAGGCUCAGGAGGCAGAGCGAGAAUUUUAUAAUGCGCGACGGCGAGAGCAUCGCCAGAAGAAUGAAGUUAGUGCCAGCAGUAAUGAGUCUCAGGAGUCGGUUCCUCAACCUGGUGGCAACAACAAAGAAAAACCAGUGCCUGCUAAGGAAAAGCCGAGCUUUGAACUUUCUGGGGCACUUCUUGAGGACACAAACACCUUCCGGGGUGUAGUCAUUAAAUAUAGCGAGCCCCCGGAAGCACGUAUCCCCAAAAAACGGUGGCGUCUCUACCCAUUUAAAAAUGAUGAGGUGCUUCCAGUCAUGUACAUCCAUCGACAAAGCGCUUACCUCCUGGGACGACACCGCCGUAUCGCAGACAUUCCAAUCGAUCAUCCCUCUUGUUCAAAGCAGCACGCAGUCUUUCAGUAUCGGCUCGUGGAAUACACCCGUGCUGAUGGGACAGUUGGCCGUAGAGUGAGGCCCUACAUCAUUGACCUUGGCUCAGGCAAUGGAACAUUCUUGAACAACAAGCGCAUUGAGCCACAGAGAUACUAUGAACUGAAGGAAAAAGAUGUACUUAAAUUUGGGUAAUGAGUCCUCUGACACCUCUGAAGUAGACAGGAAAGAAGAUGAGGAUGAGGAGGAGGAGGAGGAAGUGUCUGACAGCUAGCAAACUAAGAAACAGCCCAAACUCUUGAGAGACCUUUCCUUUCUCCGAAGGCUUUGGGAUUGACUCAAAGAGCACAGUGGUGCUCUCUGUAACGCCUUUUAUUGCCUUAAGUCUUUCCUUGGUUGCUGGCCAGCUUGUGUUACAGUAUAAGAAAACUGACUUAUGUUUGGUCGAACUUUUUUCUGUGGCACAUCUGCCACGUGCCUGUGGGCACGUUUUCAGAACAGUCUCACCAACACAUCGUGUUUCGUAGAAGCGUUGUGGCUUUAGUUGGUGCUUUCAGAACUGUUGCCUAGGAAAUUAUAAACCAUUGGAUAAAGGGGAAUUGUGGCUUGUUCUCUUUGUACGUACAGUUACUUGAUUUAUAAGCUUUGUGGACUGGGUUUGUUUGGUUUUUGUUUCUGGGGCAAACCCCUUUUACUAAGCUUUGGUCAUCACCAAAACAGCCUCCAGUAUAUACCAAAGCUUUGACCUGGUUGAGCUCUUGAGUCACAGAAGUUGAUUUUGCACUUCUCUUUUUUGGGGGGUGGGAGUUUACCACAUGACCUCAUUAUUGACUAUUGGACUUAAACAGAUACUUUAUGGAGGCUCUUAGCAUAUGACUGUACAGGAAGAUCAUGACUACUAUCAGUGGGUGCUGAUUUAAUGCCACAAGAGGCUGAAAUGCAUCGGAGAUCUGUGUUCUGUGAGAGAAUUCUAAUUUCUCCAUGGAGCAUGUACAUAAUAAUUUUGAUCAUCUUAUCUGUUCUUCAACUUUGCAUUUUUAUUCAAAUUUUAUCUUUCUUCCUUUUUGAGAAACACACUGUCAUUUAUGUGGCAGGGUCCUAGCUUUAUUCUAACAACACAUGUAUAAGUCUAAAAGGGGUUGUGUAGUUUACAUGUUUCAUCUUUUUAAGACAUUCAGAGGUCGUAUUUACCUUUCCAAGGCUGGAAAGCAUGGGAAUUGCCCAAUUUCCUAAUUUUCCACUAGAGGAAUAUAUGUUAAGUAGAAAAAUCAUAGCUACUUACAUAUGCUGUGUGCCUGUGUGUGUGUGUGUAUGUAUGUGUAUGAAAGAGCUGCAUACUGAUUUUCAUAGGAGAAUGUUUUGUGAUGUAAAUGUAAUACUACAUUAUAGGCAAAGGCCUCCCUCUGAAGAGCAGGUUUUCAUUUAUAUGUAUUUUUGGGAUAAAAAAUAAUAAAAUUUGUAAAUAUAGUCCCAUA
Pteropus alecto (black flying fox) is the source of this 2450-nucleotide messenger RNA. It is a transcript of the gene SNIP1, whose product is annotated as Smad nuclear interacting protein 1. Gene Ontology annotation, molecular function: protein binding; mRNA binding. Bases 82 to 1170 code for a protein of 362 amino acids. Gene Ontology annotation, cellular component: nucleus. Gene Ontology annotation, biological process: miRNA processing. NCBI's taxonomy places the organism in Eukaryota, Metazoa, Chordata, Mammalia, Chiroptera, Pteropodidae. The record is from RefSeq and is a predicted model, not a curated record. The transcript is spliced from 4 exons.